CUCCCUGGGACUGGGUGGGUCACCUUACUGGAAUGGGAGGUGUGGCUGCUAUGUAAGAUGCCUGCCCUCCCAUUCUCCACCGGCUGGCUGCACCUUGGCGUGGGGCGGGGCCAAGCUCUCUCAGUGGGGCGGAACGGGUCAGGGCAGGCUGGGUCCUACCCUCCUACCCCUGAAAUUAACCCGGAACUAACAGGCUCCUUUGGGAAAGCCUCGGAGCCAGAUCGAGUGGGCACCUGAACUGUGCAGGCCACCGGAGCCAGGUUUUAGACAGGGAGAUCCUCCUAGUCCCCAGACGAGGUGUACCCUCGGCGGGAGGUGGCACGUUUGUGCAAAGUGCCGGCAGCCACAGCGGCAGAACUAUGGCGCCCCCGAGGAACGUGGUGAAGAUCGCCGUUCAGAAGUCUGACGCCAUCCCACAGCUUAUCCAGCUAGACCAGGUCAAUGGGACUGUCGGAACUCCGCCUCCCACUUCUGGGUUGUUCCUCUUCCCUCGGGUCAGCCCAGCCCGCCCCUUAAAAGUCCCUCACCCUAACUCCUACCCUAGCGCCUAGAGUGACAACUCCACUUGCAGGCAAAGCCCCUGGCCACUGUGCUGAAGGAGGUGUGCGACGCGUAAGUGCUGGGCAAAAGCGGGGGAGGGGGAGGGGCACGCGAUCCUGGACUUUCUUCGCUGAGCUUCCUGCCCCACAGGUGGAACUUGCCUCACUCCGAGAGCUAUGCCCUAAAGUUUGCUGAUGGGCACAAGAGAUACAUCACAGAGAAUGUGAGCCCCCUCCCAGCCCCACACUGCACAGGGUCCCUUUAACCCAACCUGGCUGUGAUCCAAUAUAUUUACCCUGCUCUGAAUGGGAGUUCUUUUACUGACUCCCAAUAGAUGAUGCAGUUGACCAUUUCCUAGAGCCCUCUUUAACUUCACUCCUUUCUGCUGUUUCCUCCAGAACCGCAUGGAGAUCAAGAAUGGAAGCAUCCUGUGCCUCAGCACUGCCCCAGUAAUGCCUCUCUCCUCCCCUCUGCUGGGUCCCUUUGCUGCCUAGUGUGGCCUCUGCUGUGGGUCUGGAGCCCCAGCUUCUUAGUGCCCCACCUAGUGGACACCCAGACCAUCACACUCCAGUUCCAGUAACAUCUCGUCUAACCGCUUCAUCUUUCCUCUGCUGCUGCUAGGACCUGGAGGCCCAGCAAGUGCUGGGCGGGCUGCAGAGUGCAAGUCGUGAAGGGUGCUAUCAAGCCCUGAAAAACCUGGUUCCACUGGCCUCAGACAUGACCUUUGCCCAGGAGGUCAUCAGCCGUGAUGGGCUUCAGAGACUAAGCACCAUCAUUGAAAAUGGGGAUGAAUGUUCUCUGUAGUCUAGGGGAGAUGCUGGCCCUUGGUCUAACGGCUUUCUUGGAGCUCAUGGAACAUGGUGUUGUAUCCUGGGAGACACUCAGCAUCCCCUUUGUCAGGAAGGUGGUAUCUUAUGUGAACAUGAACCUGAUGGAUGCCUCUGUGCAGCCCUUGGCCCUCAGGCUGCUGGAGAGCGUGACUUUGAGCAGCCCUGCCCUGGGCCAACUGGUGAAGAGUGAGGUGCCACUGGAUAGGCUGCUGGUGCACCUGCAGGUAGUGAACCAACAGCUGCAAACCAAGGCUAUGGCAUUGCUGACAGCUCUGCUGCAGGGGGCUAGCACUGCUGAACGUAAGCACAUGCUUGACUACCUAUGGAAGAGGAAUCUUCGCCAGUUCAUCUACAAGAAUAUCAUCCACAGUGCAGCACCCAUGGGCGACGAGAUGGCUCACCACUUGUAUGUGCUGCAGGCUCUUACACUGGGGUUGCUGGAGCCACGCAUGCGGACACCACUUGACCCCUACAACCAGGAAGAGCGGGAGCGACUGCAGGCCCUGCGCCAGGCAGCCUUUGAACCAGAGGGGGAGUCCUCGGGCACAGGGCUGAGUGCUGACCGCCGCCGUUCUCUCUGUGUUCGAGAGUUCCGAAAGCUAGGCUUUUCUAACAGCAACCCAGCCCAGGACCUGGAGCGUGUGCCCCCUGGUCUGCUGGCCCUGGACAACAUGCUCUACUUCUCCAAGCAUGCACCUAGUGCAUACAGUCGGUUUGUGUUGGAGAAUAGUAGCCGAGAGGACAAGCAUGAGUGCCCCUUCGCCAAGAGCAGCAUCCAGCUGACAGUGGUGCUGUGUGAGCUGCUCCAUGUUGGGGAACCUUGCUCCGAGACAGCCCAGGACUUCUCACCCAUGUUCUUCAGUCAAGACCAUAGUUUCCAUGAGCUCUUCUGCGUGGCUAUCCAGUUGCUGAAUAAAACCUGGAAGGAAAUGCGGGCAACACAGGAGGAUUUUGACAAGGUAAUGCAGGUGGUUCGGGAGCAGCUAGCCCGGACGCUGGCUCUGAAGCCCACCUCCCUGGAGCUCUUCCGAACCAAAGUGAACGUUCUCAGCUAUGGGGAAGUGUUGAGGCUGAGGCAGACAGAACGGCUGCACCAGGAGGGCACUUUGGCCCCUCCCAUACUUGAGUUGCGGGAGAAGCUGAAGCCGCAGCUCAUGGGCCUAAUUCGACAGCAGCGUUUGCUCCGACUCUGUGAGGGAAUGCUCUUCCGCAAGAUCAGCAGCCGCAGACGCCAGGACAAGCUGUGGUUCUGCUGUUUAUCCCCCAACCACAAAGUGCUGCAGUAUGGGGAUGUGGAGGAGGGUGCCAACCCACCCACCCUAGAGAGUCUACCUGAACAGCUCCCUGUGGCAGACAUCAGGGCACUCCUAAUGGGCAAGGACUGCCCGCAUGUCCGGGAGAAGGGCUCUGGGAAGCAGAACAAGGACCUCUAUGAGUUGGCUUUCUCCAUCAGCUAUGACCAUGGGGAAGAAGAAGCAUACCUCAACUUCAUUGCUCCUUCCAAACGGGAUUUCUACCUGUGGACAGAUGGGCUGAGUGCCCUGCUGGGCAGCACCAUGGGCAGUGAGCAGACUCGGCUAGACUUGGAGCAGCUGCUUACUAUGGAGACCAAGUUGCGGCUGUUGGAACUGGAGAAUGUGCCCAUUCCUGAGCAGCCGCCCCCAGUGCCCCCACCCCCUACCAACUUUAACUUCUGCUAUGACUUCAGCAUCACUGAGCCUUGACUGAAGUUGGCUAUGGGUGACAGCUGGAGUUUCUGGAGCAGCCAUAAAGAGGGGUAAAAAGCACAGACAACCUGACCAACAGAGCCUCGAGCAGAAAUAAAGUUAGUUUGGCUUGUA
Molecule: messenger RNA, 3211 nt
Organism: Mesocricetus auratus (golden hamster)
Lineage: Eukaryota; Metazoa; Chordata; Mammalia; Rodentia; Cricetidae
Gene: Elmo3
Product: engulfment and cell motility 3
Exons: 16
Coding region: 1322-3094 (590 amino acids)
Biological process (GO): cell motility; actin filament organization
Source: RefSeq, a predicted model, not a curated record